ACUAAAUCCAUUUGGAUAAUGUGGUUGAACUCGGUUGAUUUUCCUUUGGAGCGAGUUGUCACCAUUGGAGCUGGUCCAUGUUAGAGUCAGGUCAGGGGUUGGGCUGUCGCGCUGCUUAAGAGGCUGCCGACCGCCAUCAGCCAUGGCGCGAGUCCGGGCCAAGCCAUAUUAUCGAGUUUUGUAUAGCGCUGUGUUGUGUCUGACUUCAAUAUGGUGAUGAUCAAAUCGAUUGUGGCUGUUGCGGCACUGGGCUUCACUCAGGUGAAUGCUGGUCUCUGCAAACCAAGCUCGAUCUCGAACUCGAUCACUUUCGAUUCGACAAGUUACGGUACGGUCGACUCCAGCACGCUCGGCUCCAGUACAUCUGACUCCAAUACACCGGGCUCUGACACCGCCACGUCGACGAGUUCCGAACCGGCCAGCCUCUCAACCACUACUGAGGCAUCUUCGAGCUGUGUGGAUGAAUGUGCUCGUGGUGUUGCGGGAACCGAUUUGGUACCUGCAACCAGCGCUGCUCGUUUGGCCAAGUGCUAUACCUUCUUACGGUCGGCUGAGACGGCUUCGGCUCCAACGGUAUACGUUACGGAAACCGAGUACAGCACUGUUACCGGAAGCAACAACCCCACGACGGUUACCACUGUUGCUGUCGACACUGUCAAGAAGCGCACUGUUACGUCCACGGUUAUUCCAACAUAUGCCAGCGCGUGUGCCGAAGAAUCAGACUACCGCAGUGCUUGCUUUUGCAUAGGGGCAUCGGUCACCACUUACAUCGAGGAGAAUGCCGAUACCGUCACCUCGACCGUCAUGUCCACAUCGAUUAUCACAAUUGAAGCUGACAGCCCGCCCAUUGUGGACUCAUCGGAUGUCGUGUUACCCACCAACACUGAUUGGCUCUCCGACUACGAGUACUACGAGUUCGAGCUACCAACCUUCACUGCCCUGCCUCCGGUGUUCACAUUCGCCCCCGCCGAACCGGAGGUGAACGAGUGCGUCCUUGAUACGGCCAAUCUUGCCAACGAAUUCUACUUGCUUGAUGCAAACAUUGGCUACUUGUACAAUAGAAAGGGAAAACCCAGCUUCCCUGUGGCUCCCAGUACGGAAGCUGAAGCUCGCGAGUUAACAGGGUUUGUAAUGGCCGCCAUGAUAGCAGCUAGGUCCGCCAGUACGGAGGACGAUAGGGAGCCACAGUCAAUCGUUCCACCUCUUGUUAGGCUCCAACUUCUGACAAGACUGGUCGACCAGCGGCGCGAAGAGCGAGAAACUGACAAAAUGUCUUAGGCGCGUCCUGUCCAAUCCAGCGCGGCAGACCCAGCACGCGUGGCCCCGGGAACGAAACAAUUACCAUUUCGUUGCCGAGUCCUUGACGGCCUCUGAUACGUCGAUCUCGCGCAGUAUCGAACGCUUCUCGAAACAAAGGGAACGGAAGAGUAACGGAUUCUGGUAUCUGGCCACAGGACUGUUCGUUAUAGCUGGCAAGCCAAGCUAAUAAAGUACGCGCAGUAACCUCUAUUCUCUUUGCCCCCUAAGAAUUACAGUACUAAUAUACCUUAAUCUAACUUAAGUAUCUUAUCUUGC
Messenger RNA from Ilyonectria robusta, 1575 nucleotides. RefSeq lists its product as uncharacterized. NCBI's taxonomy places the organism in Eukaryota, Fungi, Ascomycota, Sordariomycetes, Hypocreales, Nectriaceae. The record is from RefSeq and is a predicted model, not a curated record. The coding region runs from base 211 to 1278 and encodes 355 amino acids. The transcript has 3 exons.